Messenger RNA from Larimichthys crocea (large yellow croaker), 7577 nucleotides. RefSeq names its product nuclear receptor binding SET domain protein 1a (gene nsd1a). Gene Ontology annotation, cellular component: nucleus. Gene Ontology annotation, molecular function: protein binding; histone methyltransferase activity. The record is from RefSeq and is a predicted model, not a curated record. The coding region runs from base 336 to 6842 and encodes 2168 amino acids. The transcript is spliced from 24 exons. NCBI's taxonomy places the organism in Eukaryota, Metazoa, Chordata, Actinopteri, Sciaenidae.
CGCUAAACAGCUGAUCCAUCAGGGUGGGUGAAUAAGUUCGACUCUUUCUGGUAUUUCUACUGGAUCAUUCACCAAAAAAUGUGCCUAACAGAGAUCUGAGCCAUAUAUCUGAGGUAGUGUGUUUAAAAAAAAAUCGAGAGGGGGCCGCCGCUGAUGAGGCGAUGAAGUGCAGAGAAUGAGCGCUGUUCCUUGGCCUACUACUAGUGCUGCUGCAGCUGGGAUUGUGCAGAGCCGCUUCCACAAACCGAGAAAAAUACUCGCUUUGUGCCACAUUGCCAAACACACGCUGUUGGUUUCACGGUGACCGACCUCCAAAUGGAUAUAGCCGUGACAACAUGAAUCAAUCAUACAGACCAGCUGUUCGGGUAGGCUCAGUGUUUGGCUCAAGCCAAGCAGAGCGGAGGCCCCGCAAUGGUCUUGUGAGCACUUCCUAUGGAAACCAAUGUGGCAUUGUGAGUCGUGGGUCCGAUCAACUGCCAUCUUCCAGCCUCAAACAGCCAGCUGUACUUGGGUACAACCAACCAACCGACCGAUCUCACUGCUACAGCCCGCUGAAGAGGCUGCAGGACCUGAACACUGGGGUCACAAGGCCUGAUGUGGAGAGGAACCUCCACCCUAGGAAUCAAUUGCACUGUGCAAGCCCAAUCAGCGAUGAUGAUGAUGAUGAUGAGUUUGAGGCACCAUCAGUCCAGUUGCCACCUUCUCCAGGCAAUGACGACAUGGAGCCCUUGGAGGCUCUGCAGGACUCAAACAGAAAUGGCUUCUCCCCUCACAGUCCUGAUAGUUUGGAGCGCUGUUCUCCCAUCCCCAAUGGCUACCUGCAUUUUGAGUCCACGCUGUUUGACAGCAGUGACAUUAAAGAGGAGGACGAGGAGACGGAGCACAGUAGUGAUGAGGACUUGGCGCCUUUUCACCACUCCCCAAAGUUGAGUCUGGACCAAACUGUGAGUGACAGUAAGACCACGUGCAGCUCAGGGGCGGAUAAAAGAACAUAUAAACCUACUGUCUUUAAUCUGAUGUCCAAAACUAUAUCUGAACUCAACCCUACACUAAGCCCCAGUGCACUGCCAGAUAUGACUAUGAGAGAUGGGUGGAGCUUGGGUGAGGAAUCAGACAGUGAUGAUGAACUUAUCUCUCCUGUUGACCCUGGACUUAUUUCACCAGCCGGCACCAACUCUAAUUCCAACAGCCCAAAGAAAAAGCCUCUUCCUGCAGUGAAAUACGUGGAAGGUGACUUGGUGUGGGCUAAAUUUAACAGACGGCCCUGGUGGCCUUGCCAUAUCUGUUGUGACCCAGACAAGGGGGGCCACACUAAGAUGAAAGUUCCCAGUCCCCGUCCUUGUCGGAUGUAUUUCCUAGAGACGAUUGGAGAGAUUAUUGAAAGUGCUUGGGUCCAAGGGAAUGCCAUUCUUCCUUUUGAAGGAGGUCAUCAGUUUGAAGACUUACCUGUGCUGAGACGGAGAGGGAAACAGAAGGAAAAAGACUACAAGUAUACGAUACCCAAAAGUUUACUGACUGCAUGGAAGGUCAGUGUGGCAGAAGCCGAGUAUAUGCUCCCAGAUCGACAAAAGAAGACUGAAAGCGUGCUUUCAAUAUCUGUCAAUGGAGAGGAGCGGGUGCCAAGCCCACUCCCGGCUGAAAAGCCACAGGAGGCCCCCUCUGUCACUGUGGACCCUGGUCAACCCCCAUCACCCAAUAUGGCCCCCAACGGAAAUGAGCCCGAUAUCAUCAAAAACUCUGCUGCUGUUCAGUCCAAUAAGAACAAAGCCUGUAAGAAGAAAAAGAAAUGUUUGUCAGACAUAUUUGGUCAUAUAGUUGGCGGUUCAAAAGAGUCAUCUACCAUCACAAAAGUGGUGGAUCAGUUUCAUCCUACAACUCGUGCACUGAAAGAAGAGCCAAAGGACUCACCGUAUGCAGACCUGGACUCAGUUCCUAUGCUGCAUCGUCCUAAACGCACAGCAAUGUCUCCGGUAGAGGAUACAGACAGAUUGGUCAGAAAAGAACAGGGUUCAGCUAAAGCUAAAACAAAGUUUACUGAAAAAGUGAACCAUUCUAUAGAUUCCUGUGACAUGCCAAGCAUUGCAACAAAAAAAAUUACAUCUAAAAACACAAACUCUGAGCAGAGUUUGGACAGCUGUAAUGAAUUGUCUCACAGUACAACUGAAAAGCACUCUAUGAAUCUUCCUGCCAGCAGUCGUCUGAUGACGAGAGCUCUGAAAGCGGAGGAAGAGACUGAUCUCAAAGAUGCACUGGCCGCAAGCCAAAUCUCAACAGAUGCCCAUGUUAAUAACUGUCCUGAUCAUACACCUACUGAUGCACCCAUCAAAACUGAAAUGUCUCCUAACUGGGAAUUUCCUAGCAACGUAACAUCACCUGUAAAUCACAUCUCGCCAAAAAGGCGUGCGAGGAAGCCUGAUAAGAAACAAAUUCGAAAUGGCUCGUUGAUAAAGCCCAAGUUUGUUGGGUCUGGUGUAUCGACUGUGCAACCUGUUGAGAUCAAGACAGAAAAUGCUGCCCCUGAUGUUUCAUCAUCAUCUUCUCCAUCCUCAUCUCAGACCCUGAUGGAUGCCUUCCAGGAUCCCAAGGAACUAAUGUUUAAAUCUCUUGUGAAGGAGGACAGCAGUGACUCAGAAUCGACAGUGUUUCGGCCGGAUUCUAACUAUAAAUUCAGUACCUUCCUGAUGCUCUUAAAGGACAUGCAUGAUACCAGAGAAAAAGAAGGUAAACCCCUGAUUCUCCCACCAUCACCAGUUCUGAUUAAGGAGGAACCCCUCGUCAUCCCUACUUCUAAAGAAGGAGACCCGCUGAAGGGUUCGUGUGAUGGUUUCACUCAGAGGAUAAAAACAGAGAAUGGGCAGUCGGGGAAGUCCACAACAGCCCAAAACAGAGCAAUGAAGCCCAAGAACAGGACAAAAGCUAUCAUGACGGCUGACACCUACCACUGUCGAGACUUUCCUUUAAACUCUCAGAUCUGGAACUCGGACAAGCAGCGUAGAAAGCAAAAACUACCCGCCAAACUGAAACUUAGCAUACCUGGCCUCUCUUCGGACCUGGCUGAUUUGGCUUACGGCAGGGAGUUUGUCAGUGGCCAUGCUGACUUAGCUGAUUCUACGCCACGUCCUCCCAUCGCUGCUGAUCCUUCAGCCAGCUACCUCGAAAAGAACUCAGGAUCCACAGUGGCUCCAAAGAAACGCUGGCAGUUGCUGGAGGAGACUGCUGGGCAUAAGGAGGAAGUUACGAGUGAGGUAUCUACAGAGAUAAAUGGAUCCUACACCAUAAGAACUACGCCAACAUCACCAGAUCUUGAUCUGGGAAUGGAGAAGCAAUCGGAGAAUGACUCGUACUUCUCAGAGACGAGCAGUGGCGCUGGAAAUUUAGAGAACAAACGUCUGCGGAAACCAACUAAAAGACUCCUGGAGUCAACUGAGGAAUACGAACAAAUAUUUGUCCCAAAAAAGAAAUCAAAGAAACACCCAUCAGAAUCUUCCAAAAUGCAGGCAUCAGGGUUGACGACACUCCAUGAUCUCAGCAGCACGCCAGGAAUAAUUACCUCAGCCUCGACCUCGAUCUCGUCUUCGUCUUCUGUAGAGCCCACGGAGCCUCCUUCAGAGCUGGAACAGUGUCCAUCUCAGGAUGAGCUUUCUCCUGUGGCACCCUCAGUAUCUCCAGUCACAACACAACCCUCUGUUGACACAGAGGCAGCAGAAGAAACUGAUCUACCUCCUGAAGCUGGCACAGUAGUUCAAGAAAGAAAGAGGCCAAGGAAGCUGUCGCACAGGGUGCUGGAAUGUACCAUAGAAGAAGUUUCUGGUACUCCUGCAAAGAAGAAGGAGCUGAAGCGACACAGUGGAGUUACUUCAGAGGUGAAAGUCUUAGUCAAGAAAACUCAGGUUGGAGCUGUGAAGAAAGAGAAGCCUGCAACCAGCACAUCCUCUGCCCCUGCCCCUGUCCCUGCCGCUGCUGCUGCUGUCUCCAAGCAGUCAGAAAGCAAAGAUAACCUUGAGGGAGCUAAUUCAAACAAACCCCCCAGCCCCCGAGUAUCUAAGACCCCCAAGCAGGAGGCAGAGAUAGAGGCCAGCGGCACUGUGGAGAAGCAAAUUGUACACACUGGAACACUAACUCCCAAACCUGAGGUGCUGCCUGUUGCCUUGAAUGACAGCCUUUCUUCCCAAGUGGAUGUAAAAGGAAAAAUAGGAGCUACAUCCUUAAAGGAGAAUGUCUGUCAGGUGUGUGAGAGGACAGGAGACCUGCUGGUGUGUGACGGCCACUGUUAUGGAGCCUUUCACCCGCAGUGUAUUGGCCUGUCAGCCGCUCCGAAGGGAAAAUUCCUCUGUAGCGAAUGCAACACUGGUGUCCACACAUGCUUUGUGUGUAAGAAGUCUGGCAGUGGCGUGAAGCGCUGCAUGAUACCACUGUGUGGGAAGUUCUACCAUACCGACUGUAUACUGGCCUACUCGGCCACAGUGUCGCAUAACAAAAGCAUCCGCUGCCCUCUGCACGUGUGCCUGUCCUGCCACAUCACCAACCCUCUCAACAUCGGCAACUCUAAAGGCCGGUUGGCUCGAUGCGUACGCUGCCCUGUGGCCUAUCAUGCCAAUGACAACUGUAUGGCAGCAGGAAGCUUGGUGCUAGCAAACAACAGCUUCCUCUGUCCAAACCACUUCACUCCACGCAAAGGCUGCAAGAAUCACGAACACAUCAAUGUGAGCUGGUGCUUUGUCUGCUCUGAAGGGGGCAGUCUGCUGUGCUGUGAAGCCUGUCCUGCUGCUUUCCAUCGGGAAUGUUUGAACAUGGAGAUGCCUCAGGGCAGCUGGUUCUGCAAUGACUGCAAAGCUGGAAAGAGGCCUCGUAUUAAGGACAUACUGUGGGUCAAAUGGGGACGCUACAGGUGGUGGCCAGCUGAAGUCUGUCUGGCCAAAGAUGUCCCAAAUAACAUCUUGAGGAUGAAACAUGAGGUGGGAGAGUUCCCAGUUCAAUUCUUUGGCUCCAGAGAUUUUGUGUGGACGUACCAGGCCAGAGUCUUCCCCUACAUGGAGGGUGACACUCACAACAUCGAGAAAAUGGGAAAGGGUGCAGAUGCAGUGUACAAAAAGGCCCUCGGUGAAGCAGCAGAACGUUUUAAAGAGCUCCAGGCAGAAAAAGAGAUGAAGCAGCUUCAGGAGGACAGAAAGAACGACAAGAAACCUCCUCCAUACAGACACAUUAGGGUAAACCGGCCAGUUGGGAAGGUGCAGAUCUUUACUGCUGACCUAUCCGAGAUCCCGCGUUGUAACUGCAAGGCGUCUGACGAGAACCCGUGCGGCAUCGAUUCAGAAUGCAUUAAUCGCAUGCUGAUGUAUGAGUGCCACCCUCAAGUGUGUGCGGCAGGGGAGCGAUGUCAGAACCAGGCCUUCACAAAGCGCCAGUACACGACCGUGGAGAUUUACAGGACGCUGUCCUGCGGCUGGGGCUUACGCAGCGUUAUGGACAUCAAGAAGGGAGCCUUUGUGAGUGAAUAUGUGGGAGAGGUGAUCGAUGAAGAGGAAUGCCGAGCCAGGAUCAGACAUGCCCAGGAGAACGAUAUCUGUAACUUCUACAUGCUUACACUGGACAAGGACCGGAUCAUUGAUGCCGGACCCAAGGGGAACCAAGCUCGCUUCAUGAACCACAGCUGCCAGCCAAACUGUGAGACUCAGAAGUGGACUGUGAACGGGGACACACGGGUCGGACUAUUUGCUCUACAAGACAUCCCUAAAGGUGUAGAGCUGAAGUUCAACUACAACCUGGAGUGUCUUGGCAACGGGAAGACUGCCUGUAAAUGUGGAGCACCCAACUGCAGUGGAUUCUUGGGUGUUCGGCCAAAGAACCAGCCAUCAGCUGAAAAACUGAAAUUAAAGGAAGGGAAGAGGAAAGUCCCUGUGAAGAAGAAGACCAAGCAAGAAGUGACCAAGGAGAGGGAAGACGAGUGCUUCAGCUGUGGUGACGGGGGGCAGAUAGUGUCCUGUAAGAAGCCGGGCUGCCCGAAGGUUUAUCACGCUGACUGUCUCAACCUGGCCAAGAGACCUGCAGGGCGAUGGGAGUGUCCAUGGCACCAGUGUGAUGUCUGUGGUAAAGAGGCAGCUUCGUUCUGUGAGAUGUGCCCCAGCUCUUACUGUAAGGAGCAUCGUGAAGGCAUGCUCUUCAUCUCGAAGCUGGACGGCAAGCUGUCCUGCAGUGAACACGACCCCUGUGGGCCUGACCCGCUGGAGCCAGGGGAGAUCCGUGAAUACAUGCCCAACAUGACCUCCAUGAGGCCCGGGGCCAUGGGUGUGCCUCUCACUCUGGCCCCAGACUCCAAAGAGCAAAGAGCCGGUUCUGCUCCCAUCACUCCUCCUUCUGGCCAGGCUGCGACGACCACGCCAGGGCCUCCUCCUCGCCUCUAUAUCAACACAAAAACUGCUACCUCGAGCUUCAUCCCCUCCAACAGAUCCUACCUCACAGACAGGACUGAAGGGAAAGUGUUUUCCACUCCCACCUCCUCUAAGGACGAGAGAGAGGACGGUGAGGUGGAGGACGGGGAGGUGUGUGGUUUGGAGGUAGAAGACGUGGAAGAUGAUGAUGAUGAUGACGAUGAUGAUGAUGAUGAUGACGAAGAAGGAGAGGAGGAAGAGGACGAAAUGGAGGAGAUGGAGAUAGUGGAAGACGAGGAGGACGAGCCGCUGUAUGGAGGCGACCUGCUGGAGGAAAACGACAACGAAGAGGAGGGCGAAGGAGGGGAUGUGUAUGACACUUGGGGUGAUUAUGGGGACGAUGAUGCUGAUGACGGAGAGGUGGAGGGGGAGGACUUGGACGAGUGGGGAACAGUGGAGGACGAUGACAAGUGACUCCAUCCAUCCGUUCCUUCGGCUCAGCAAAAACUCUCAGUAAACAUUUAAAGGACAAAAAAGUUAGCAAAGACUACGAGAGAUAUUUUGGUACCUACAUGAACGCGACACUGCCUUCACUUCGGUACCGCGUUGCCUUCUCAUCCCCAGGCUGCUGGACUGACAGUGGGGACGUGUACUGGUGCUAAGGCUCAAGGACUGAUUCAUCAGUCUCUUUAUACUUCUGUCGAUGUGUUUAUUUGUGUCUGGUGCUGUUCUUUUGUUUGUUCUCUCAACAUUGUUUACAAUUUUUUUUGGCCUUUUUUUUUUUUUUUUUUUAAAUGUUUCGAAUAUAAGAAAAAGGUGAGAGGGUUACAUCUGACCAAACUGUCACCAAUAACAGCAUCUCAUGUUACUGUCUUAACCUUGUCUUUCUAAUUACAAGAGUGAUCAAAAUAGUGUUCUCACUGGUCCAUGUUACAGUUAAGCACAGCAAUACCAGCUUGGUGCUUCUGAGGAAUGCAAAAAUAAACCCACUGGAGUCCACAAGGCUUUAGAUGAUUUUUCUCACUACAAAAACUGAUUUUUCUACAAAUUCAUCCUUUUUCCCCUCCACACAGGUAGGUCAGAGCUCAGGAUUUAGAGGCACAGAGAAAUAAAGCAAUGUCAUGACGUUAUACAAUCUCCAAAUGCAUCACAGAUAUCACUGCUGUCCCAUUUACUAAAGUAGAAAAAUAAAAUCUAAGUACUUAUUCA